Nestor notabilis (Kea) is the source of this 765-nucleotide messenger RNA. RefSeq names its product ring finger protein 138, E3 ubiquitin protein ligase (gene RNF138). The record is from RefSeq and is a predicted model, not a curated record. The transcript has 7 exons. Lineage: Eukaryota; Metazoa; Chordata; Aves; Psittaciformes; Psittacidae. The annotation marks the transcript as partial.
UGCUUCAGCGAGGAUGAUUUUUACUGUCCCGUCUGCCAGGAGGUGUUCAAAACGCCCGUGAGGACUGCGAACUGCCAGCAUGUGUUUUGCAGGAAGUGCUUCUUGACAGCUAUCAGAGAAAGUGGAACACAUUGUCCUCUCUGCCGGGGGAGCGUGACUAAAAAAGAAAGAACAUAUCCCAAAAGGGCUCUAGAUGUUGAAAACAGUAUGAAGAAAGCUUCUGGGGGCUGUAGAUGCUGUGAGAAGCAGGUUAGAUUUUCGUGGAUGAGACAGCAUUAUAAAACGUGUAAGAAGUAUCAGGAUGAAUAUGGUGUUUCUUCUAUUAUUCCAAACUUACAGAUUUCCCAAGACUCUACAGGGAACAGUAGCAGGAGUGAUGCAAUAUCUGAUAAUGGCGAGAUGGCUAAUAAUCAAAUACUUCAAGGAGAAACAAGUGGACAUCCAACCUUCAAAUGCCCCCUCUGUCAGGAAGCCAAUUUUACCAGGCAACGCUUGCUGGAUCACUGUAAUAAUAGACAUCUUUAUCAGAUAGUUCCUGUAAUCUGUCCUAUUUGUGUGUCUCUUCCUUGGGCAGAUACUAACCAGGUGACUAGGAAUCUUGUUAGCCAUCUAAAUCUAAGACACCGGUUUGACUACGGAGAAUUUGUGAAUCUUCAGCUUGAUGAAGAAGCCCAAUACCAAAAUGCAGUUCAAGAAUCCUGUCAUGUGAACUUUUAAAGUAUAGCUCCCCUUCAUCUCACUGGUUAUCUGAGAGAAAAAUCACAU